AUGUCAGUCUCCGCUGUGAUGUUGGGGCCUCAACUCCUCUCCAUGCCCGUCCCUCUCCGCAACCCCUCCGCAAAGGCGUCGUUCGGACUCACCCAGAUGGCGCCACCACUCUGCGGUGGUAGUACUGGGUUGGUCAUAGAAUGCUCGUCCAGGCCGCAGAAGAAGGCGACGGCUCACCACCGCAAGACCCGCCCACGCAAAACGGCUGCUUGGGACGUUAAACGUAAGCCCACCGUGUACGCUCCUCUGCCGCCUCUCCCCGCCGAUUGGGUUUUCCUCAAUUCUUCUGAUGAUGCUUCCGCUGCUGACCCUUCUCCUCCGCAAGAACAGGCCACUGUUCAGUAG
This is a messenger RNA of Fragaria vesca subsp. vesca, 345 nucleotides long. RefSeq names its product 50S ribosomal protein 6, chloroplastic-like. Gene Ontology annotation, cellular component: chloroplast; ribosome. The coding region runs from base 1 to 345 and encodes 114 amino acids. NCBI's taxonomy places the organism in Eukaryota, Viridiplantae, Streptophyta, Magnoliopsida, Rosales, Rosaceae. The record is from RefSeq and is a predicted model, not a curated record. Gene Ontology annotation, biological process: translation. The transcript has a single exon. Gene Ontology annotation, molecular function: rRNA binding; structural constituent of ribosome.